CGCCUGGAUACGGGAAAGCGUCGCUCUCUGGUCGCUACGGAGAGAGAGAGAGGGGGGGAGGAAGAGAGAGAGGGGGGGAGACCGAGCAAGAGAUAGAUAGAGAGAGAGAGAGAGAGCAAGUGAUAGAGCGACAGGCAGAGAAGAAUGGUUGUGUUGUAGUGGAGUGCGAGACUUUCUCGUGCACUUUCCCCCGCACAGGGUAACUUAGUGGCAUGGCCGUCUGCGGGAGCCGCUUCUCGGUCGUUGGGGCGACGACUCGACCAAGUUUUGUCGCGUGUCCUCCCUCGGUCGGUCGCUGCUAACGCACCGGCAUGACGGACACAGAUUAGUUAGCAUGCUAGCGAGUUAGCCAGCCGUCCUCAGCAUCACGCACAGGGACCACGCCUGCCGGUGCGAGUGUGGCUGUAGGUUCCUAGGCAGUCAUGGGGAAACUACAGAGCAAGUUUCGCAAGCGGUCUGAUCUCUACAGGGCAUCUGAGGGGGAGAAGGCAGAUAAUAACUUUGACAGUCAGGUGGUGCAGUAUGAACCUGCCCAUCAAGGAUCCAUCAGCACUGUCACGAAUCUCAGCCCAGAUCUGUGUGUUUCUGGCGGUAGCGAUCAGGCUGUGGUGGUGUAUGACUGGAAACAAGGCCGGAUGUGUCAGUCCUUCCAGGGUCACAACAGAGAGGUUACCAAGGUGGUGUGUUAUCCAGGAAGUACAUGGAUCUUUAGUGCCUCACGGGACAAAACUGUUCUGAUGUGGGACCUAAACCAGGGGGAUGAACCUAUUCAGGAAUUCUGUGGGCAUGAGUUGGUGGUCAACGGACUAGCUAUCAGCCCUGAUGGGAGAAAGCUAUGCACCGGUUCUCGUGACAACUGGAUGUGCCUGUGGGACAUAGAAUCUGCAAAAUGUGAACAGAGACACAACAUCUCUAGAAACCUGGUGACUCAUGUGUGUUGGGUGCCAUCCAGCUCCUCUGUAGUCCAGACUUCUGAGGAUAAGACCAUAAGGGUGUGGGACAGCCGUGCCUGGCAGGUGACCAAUACGUUUCCAGCCAAGCAGUACAUCCAGACCCACUGUGACGUCUCUCCCAACGGGAACUAUCUGGUGUCGAGCAGCAACGGCUUUGGAGGGCAGGGCUGUGAAGCCACGCUCUGGGACCUGCGGCAGCCUGGCUGUAAGGUUGUGGAGUACAGAGGCCACCUCCAAACCACAGCCUCAUGUGUUUUUCUACCUACGCCUCCUGGUGGCACUGCUCAGGUUGCAACAUCCUCCCAUGACAGCUCCAUCAAAAUCUGGGAUCAGAACACAGCAGUUUGUUUAGGGACGCUGUCUCUGGAUGGUGCUGGUCCACUGGUUGCUCUGGCCCCAAAUGACUCCACCAAUCUGCUGUGUGCCAGCUUCAGCAACGGCCUCAACCAUAUCCAGGUGGGCCAGGGAUCAAACCAGGCUCAGGGUUCUGCAGCAGGUUCAGGUGGAGCUGGUGGCCUCGACAUUAAAGUCGUUGCACGUUUCUGAGAGUCCGAAAGAGACUGGUGUGACUCGUAACUCUCACCUGUGACCUUUCACUGACUCAGCAAGCAAUAGACUGAAUUUAUUUUUUUAAUAUAAUUUUACACACUGUAUUUCUAUAGACACGUUUGCUUUAUUAGCCUGCCAUACAGCGAAGAAUGACAGAAGAGAUCAGCAAGAACAUGAGGGGAUGAAAAUGACAUAUAGAGUAUGCACCUUUCGUUCAGCAGAGCCAUGUGCAUGUCCCUCACAUGUUCUGUUAGGAGACUGAACUCCAGAGUUAUCAUGCUUGGACUGAUGCCUUCAUGGACCAGGUCAGAUGAACCAGGAUUUACUCAGCUUAUACACUACUACAGCUAGGUGGCGCUGACAAAUUGCUUCAUUCACAUGUAUUUGGAUCCAUUGAGAGUUUUAGUUGCAAAUUUGGAAGCACUGUUGCUGGAGUAUCAGCUGUGUAGUCAGGACUUCUACUGAGCCAAAUAGAAUUGCAUACUUAUAGUAUAGAUUUAGUUUUUUCCAAUAUCAAAUUUAAUAGGUACUGUCAGAUUUACAGUCUUGUCUGUCAAGUGGAAAGUUGUUUUUUAUCACCGAAACAGAGUAAAGAGGAACACGUCGAUGUUACUGAUUAGUUUGUGCUCUAGUUGGAACCUGUCCAGUGUUAGGCCAAAUGAGUACAUAUAACACAGGUCUGUAUAAACAUGCUUUAUUUUUAGGUAGAUUUCACUCAAACAAUAGGACACAGAUUCUAAUAUUUGUAAACUGGAGCUGCUGAUAGUUGAUGUGCUGAUAUCCAACAUUACUAUGCAAAAUACCAUAGUGAUUCCCUUUUUGAUAAAACACAGUUUGAAUAAACUAAUCCAAAUUAAGUGUAUACUAUUAAUUUGCAAGUAAAGCUGCUCAACGUGUCAAUAUAAAGCCUGCAACCAGCAGUUAAUGAAGAUAUUGUUUGACAAGGUCUGCUGCACUAUUAACAAAAUGUAUUGAAUGUGAAUUUUGAAUCCAGACCUAUAUUGUUCAGUCAGAAAAUGCUAAUGCUAAUAUUAGCAGCUUUAAGUUAAUGAAUUUGGCCAGUUCUAUAUGAAAGUAUAAUUGUCAGGACAAGAGUGAAGCACUCAUGUACUAGAAGUGUACCUUUAAUACUGAUUAUGAUUACGCUUCAACUUCUUAGCAAUAAUGUUUUUUGGUAUGUACACAAAGAGGUGUCAGUUUCUCCAAAAGCUGUGGCUGUUAUAGGAUCCAACUUCACUGGAGGAACGAACAGAUUCAUACAGAUGUUAAUCUAAAGGAAACAUCUGGUUGAGUUUCAAUUGUCUUUUCUUUACAUGCGGAUGAGAUAUAGCAAUAAAAACUUUCAGAAGAUCAGAAGGAAAUCUAAAGAGUUGCAAUAAGAAAACUCAACUGUGAUGUCAAAUGGGGCUUAAGAGUCGACAGUGAAUGAUUUAUUAUUUUUCUAUAAUGUAAGGAACACUACUAGCCAUAGGGAACUGAGGGUGAUCACACAUUUCACUUAUAACUAUCACAGAUCAUCACUAGUUGAUUCAGUUGUGUCUGUCAUACAUUAUACUAAGCAAUAAAUAAGACAUUUAUGAUGUAUGAGGGGAAAAUGUAAGUUGUCUGUUCGUAUCAGCACAGAUCUUUAAAUUGGCGACAGCCUUAUAAUUAAUAUGCCAUUAAUAUACAGUACCUGUACAUAUUUGUCAUUUAAUAUAAAUGCUUUGUUCAUCUGAUUCAGUAAAAAAGCUACAGGUAAAUUACAAGAUUAAAACCACUGAGAGGGGAAGUCAGUGACAUUGAUUAUCUCCUUGGCACCUGUCAAAGGUCAGGAUGUGUUGGGCAGCGAGUGAACAGUCACUUCAUUGAGGAUGAGGUGUUCGAAGCAGGAAAAACAGGCAGACAUAACGAUCAGAACAACUUUAAUUAGGGUCAGAUUGUGAUGGCUAGACGAGCGGGUCAGAUCUUCUCCAGAACGGCAGGAUUAUUGGGUGUGUUUACAGUGGUCAGUAUCUACCCCAUAGGAUAACCAGUGAAUCUGUGGCACGGUCAUGGGCACUCACUUCCCCAGCAAUGUAGUCCUCUCCCACAGAAGAGCACUGAUUAGUUAAAAAUGUGGGGGAUUUCUCGUCAAGUAUUACAUAACCAGCAUCAGCUUCAACACAAAAGAUCGAGUCUUACAAAUACAAUCUGUCCUCUCUUACAUUAGUUUCGGUGUAACCCCUCUCACUGUGGUCUACUUAUAAUUGACUGAUGCCACAUUUAAAUCAUUUUCUACACCCAUUUUACAAAAGGGUUCAUAUUGUUAGGAUAUGAAAAAAAAACUGACUCCAUGUGGGGAAAUCACAUCUGCAUGUAAUUAUUAAUGAAUCAGAAGACUCCCUCAUACUGUGGUGUUUAAUUUAUUUAAAUCUGGACCUCAUUCUCCCUCUGCCACAAAAACAAACCACAUAUCCAUCAACAGGUUUUCAUUAAGACUCACACACAAAGUAGACAUCAGCAGGCAGAACAGUUCGGCGGUCGCCACAUCACUGAAGUACAGAAAUAAACAAAAUUUAAAUGACAUAAUUGCCUUAAAUUAAUGCAAUAUAUACAAUAUUGGCACAGCAUGAUAUAAAAAGCUAAGUGGAAUAAGUAGGAUACAGUACAUUAAAUUAACAUAAGUCAUUCAGAAGACCUUUUAAAGAAUAAAUACUGUAUAUGAACAUUAGCAUUCAGUCCAGAGCUGAGAGAUACUAAUAGAAACAUGUACCGGCAUUUUUCAGCAUCUGAGUGGUAACAGUAGGUUGUAAUACAUGAGCUAGUGGUGACUUAAAGCAUUCAGUGUUUCUUCCGUGAUGUUUGAACGGAGGGUCAAAGCCUCAAUCUUGAGUUUUUACGAGCUGGUUUUUGUCUAUGAAACCAUUUUUUUGUCGUGCUAGAAAUAAUUAAAACUGUGUGAGAGAA
This is a messenger RNA of Paralichthys olivaceus (Japanese flounder), 4430 nucleotides long. It is a transcript of the gene wdr31, whose product is annotated as WD repeat domain 31. NCBI's taxonomy places the organism in Eukaryota, Metazoa, Chordata, Actinopteri, Pleuronectiformes, Paralichthyidae. The record is from RefSeq and is a predicted model, not a curated record. Gene Ontology annotation, molecular function: protein binding.